GGUAACGACCCCGUGGCGUAUACCACGUGGCGCUGCUAUGUGUACCACGAGACGCGGCGAUCGCACUCGCGUGCGGCACCCCGGCUCCGGUGCAUCGCGGUCUGACGCAUUGUCGUCUCCCUACGACGUGAAAUUAUACGAUACAAAUUAGAGGCGUUGCGAGAAAAUAAAACGCGACGUGCACGAUUGAUGGAUUGGUUAUCGAUGACGUUUGCACUUCGCGCUUCUAGACUCAUAUAUAGAUAGGAGGAAGUUAUCUCUUCCGGAUUAUUUUCAAUGACACAACAAAUAGAGCAUAAAUAUCGGAGCAUCUUGCAACUUCUUUUUUUUUCAUUUGUGCAAAUAUUAUAAUUUAUAAUUUUUUUUCAAACACAAAUGCGUUGGUGAAUGAAAUAUUUAUAAGUGAAUGCAUUUAUGUAAGUGAAUCUUCAGAUAAUAAGCGGUCUACACAAACACGAAAGUAAACAACGGAGGUGCCACGGAUACAUCUGGAUGUGACUCGUCAACCUCCUAGGACAGAUCUAUCUGUCAAAAGAGCGGAUGAUAUUGCCGCGAGAUGAUCUGACUGUCAUCACCAUCAAGGAAUGAUCGGAUAUUCUAGAGCUCCUUUCUCUAUCAAUCGAGGCACUUAGAUGUCGAGCGCCGCUCGUUCUCGCAGACCUUCAGCAGAGAGGACCAGAAGAAGAGGAAUGCGACGUUCUCCAUACAAUCGGAGCAUUGUCAAAUUUCCUUGGAGAACCUUAAACCACCCCUCUAUGAAUAAGGAAUAAAAUUCCUCGAAUCUCGUGCGUAGAGGCGCGUAACGAAGAAAGGGAAAAAAGGAAAAAAAAAAAAAGAAAAUUACACCAGGUGACAUCGACUCGCGACCUGUCGUCCCUUCUCUUCGUCCUUCCGCCUGCGCCGGAGGAUGCGCGUCCUGAACGGCCAAUUGAAAUACGCCUGUUGUCGUGUAUCGAAGGGCUCCUGAAUAAAGGGAGCCAGUCGUCACGCGUGUAGUGUUAAAUAAAGAGGGGGGACGAAUGCAACACGCACAUGCCAUUCUUUCUAUCUCGUCCUCCCCUUUCCCUCCCCCCGGCUGAUCGGCCUGCUUCUUCGCAUGACAGUCUACAUUGCAACUUUGUGACACGUCCGAGGUAUCAUCGUCUCGCGGGUAUAUCGUUUCUUCUCCGCGGAGGAAGAUGACGUUCGUCGCGACGAUGUCGAGGAGAAGGGAACGCGAGAGUCCCGGAGGUCUUGACAGAGGACUUGGAGAUGUUCCUCGGGAUAUUAGGAUAACUUCUUAAAGUCUAGCUGAAAAUUUAAAUUUAAAAAAGGGAAAAGAAAAAUGCAUCGUUGAUCUAUCGUCUUAAGAGGAGAAAAAGAAGAAGAAAGAAGGGGGCAAAGUGUGAGGUCUCAUUCUUCUUUUAUCACGGGGUUGGUGGUCUUCGGGAUGGGUGACAUGUGAUUCCUGAUGGUGAUAUGGUGACGUAAGAUUCGGUGUGGAGUAUACAUUAACUCGCCGGUGCUAAAGAUCGAAAGCAGCGAAGAUAGAACAUAGAAAGUGAUAACGAAGAGAUCUCCGUUCGCAAGCUAAUAUAUAUAUAUAUACCUAUAUUAAGUGUGUAAAAAUUACCGUAAUAGUGGUAAUUCGAUCGAUUAAUCGAAGGAAUGUCAUUUGCCGAUUUUUACAACGUCUCGAUAACAACUACGAAUUGUUUCACCGAUAUUCGUUUAGAAUUGACUUCGAUAAUAGUUACUCUCGAUAUUUACUUCGAAAGAUAAUUAGCAUCUAUACUUCUCUUAUCAAAACUGACACGGCAACGUAAUAUCGAUAAAGUGGUAAUAUAUAAUACGUUUCCCUUAGUAAUUAUUAUUAAUUUUAAUUUUACAAAUUUUGCCAUAAAUUUUAUUUGAAAAAAAAACAGAUGAGAUAAAAAUAACGAGCAUAAAAGAGUGUUAUGAAAUUUACAGAAGAGAGGAAGAGAGAGCAAAUAAAAUAAAAUGAUCUUAUUGAUUAACGCGUGAUUGUUUUAUGUGUAAUAAAUUAUUUUACGAGUAUAAUUAUGAUGAGCCACUCAAUAUGAACUAUCUAAAAAUAGCGCUGUAUUUCGUAAUUUAAACGAUGAACUCGUUUUUUUUUCCCCACUUGCUGUCAGUAAUUUCGCUCAAAUGUUGAUUAUCCUAUCAUUUAACAAUUAUAUUCAUGGCCUAAUUGCGCGAUCUUAUAUAAGGCGAAUAUCUAAAGCAAUUACAUACAUUUCAUAUACAUUUUUUUUACAGUACGGGGUCUCUUUUUUUCGCAACACUCGCGAUUGCUCUUCGAGGGGUUGGUUUGUACUUUCAACUUCUUCCUAACUCGUGAAUUUCCGUGCAAGUAAAAAAAAAAGGAAAAGUGCGUCGGACAAGAGAGAACGAAAAGGUGGGACGUGCAUCGCGUGCGAAACGUAAUUUCUCCCUUUUUCGUGUGUUCUGCGUGUGUCGCACACAAGGACACUCGCCGAUGCACGGUGCGUACGAGGAACGAUCGAUGAAAAUCGAUAGAGGAGAAACUCUGACGAAAAAAAAAGAGAGAAAGGAAAAAAACUAUCGUCUAGAAACACAUCGGUUGACAUGUAGCGCACGAAGCUUUGCAAUUAUUGUUAUCCCUUUCGCGAGUGCCACCCCGUCUCUCUCUCUCUCUUUGCUCUCCCCUACAUAUAUGGUAUUAUUUUGUGCCGCCCGCGUGUCGCGAGACUUUGUUCAACUUCGUCGACCGAAACUGAUAAAAUAUAUAACGUUGGCUCUUUAAUACUUAAUUAGCGCUCUCUUUCCCCCGUUCAGCCGUAAUUAUUAAACAGUUUGUAUUCCGUGAAUCGAAGAAGGGAGAGAAGGGGAUGAAUCGUUCGUCCUAUAUGUGAAUACUUUUAAACGCGAUGCGAAAUUUCUCGCUUAUCAGACGUACCAAAAAUUCCUCCUCAUGUCGCUUAAAUAUAACUAAAAUAAAAAAAAAAUGCGAUCGCACGAUCAACAUCCGGACGUCGCGUUGAAGCCGCGACGGAAGAAAUUGUCGUCGAGGGAGAAAUCCGAUCAUCAAUCGUCCGCGCGAUCCUCUCGUUGGCCCAGGGUGACGAUUUUCCGCGGCAAGAAGUCGCACGGGGAGUCCAACAACGAGGAUCCCGAGAGGAGCCUGUCCCGAUUCGAGGAGUCCGCCGAUCCCAACGUCGUCGCCUGCGACAUCGUCGAGCUUCUCCGCGACGCGAGUAACGAGGACAGGUCGACCUGUCCGCGAAUCUCCAGCUCGACGGAGCCCGAGGAGUCGGCCGACAUCUGCUCCACGUGCAAGGAUUGCGCGGAAUGUCAGCUGCGGCAGCAGCAAGAUUGCGCGAAGAUACGGAAGACCGAGGAGGAGGAAGAGGAUCGUCGUCGCCGUCGUCGGGACGAAGAGCUGACGGAGCACUUGGAUUAUUUUGGCGGCGACGAGACGGAGGCUUCCACCACGGAGGAACACGAGAAGGCCCCGAUUCUCGUCGAUCUGACCAGCGAAGAGUCGAAGCAGACCACCUGGAAACAGACGAUCCUGAAGAGAUUUGGAGACACCGAGGAAGAGAGCUCGGAGAUGUCGGAACCUCGCAUCAUGAUAGCCGACAGUUCCAGCAGGCUCCAACGUGGAGGGACAGGCGGCAGCCUGGCGACCGCCCUGAGGGAUCGAGGCCCUUGCGUGAUCCCCGUGCAGCCUAAUCGCUCCUUGCCGAUCCGUCCAGCACCGCCGACGCCGACGAGGUCGGCGGCGUCGCUCGUGACGUCGCGGAAAACGUCGCGCUCGCCGAUUCUCAAACUGUCCAAAUCCCAGGUGUCGAAUCUCGUCGACGUCGUCGAGGUGCAGUCGGACAUAUCCUCCUCGAUGUUGACCAACGAGCUGAACGACGAAUUCCCUCCUUUCGCCCAGCAGGAUGGAAUGAUGCACGCGAUCGAUCGCUCGGACUACGUUCUGUCGCGUAUUCCGACUAAUACCGUGCAGAUUACGAAAGAGGUCAAUAAUGUUAAGAAGAAAAACGGCGAAGAUAGAGAGAGAGAAUACGAGAAGAAACUUACCAAAGACGUGAAGAAGCGGAGGAAAUCCCACGAAGUGGACGCCAGUCACGUACAGGACGAACGUGUCAAGAAUAUUUUGAAAGAGUACUCCAAAAGUUGUUCGAGUAAUUUGAUCGACAAAGGAGAAAAGAGAUCGCAGCAGCACGUGGUGAUAAGAUUGUGGGAUGCUAAGAGAUAUUCGUCAUCAGUCGUAGUAUCAACGACGGAGCCGGAGGGAGAGAAGACCAAGGAAAUCUGUAACAAAGUCGUGCCACCCUUAAAAUUAAAAAAAAUCGUACGCGAAGCGAGCACCACCAACGAAUACCGCAACGUCGAGAUGAAUGCCGGGAAGUCGGAGAACGAGUCCAACUAUCGCAUCGUCACCGGGGCCACGCCACGUCCGGAGUCGCCGUCUGGUUAUUCCGCCACUUCCUUCUGGAGCAGCGUGAUCUCGGAGAAGGAGGAACUCGGCGAACCGUCGACACGGGACAAGGGUCGGCGAUCCUCGCCAAAGAGCGAUGGCUACAAGAUCAAGUAUCGUCGCAAUCGGCUGCGUCAGAAGCUGCGGGAAUUGCGCGGGAAAGCGCUGGAGCUGUCACGUGAGAUGGCCGAAUGCGAUAACGCAGCCGACACCAGUCCUCAACAUAGCACUAGGUUGCGCCAGAUGAUGAAUUGCUACGAGAAGCAGAUCGAAAAUAUCUCCAAACUGCUGUGCAAACUGUCCGCUUCCAUACCGUCGACGACCGACGACGACGUCGUCAUCGAUCUCGACUAUGAGCUGGACGAGCGUUCGAUUUCAGAGAAAAUCAUCGACAAUGACGUUGCACAGAUAAAUGGAGUAUCGAGAAGCAGUGUUUCCCCGUCUCCUUCUCCGGAGCCGCCGAAGCUGUCACCUCGCUCUCCUAUCAACUAUGAGAGAGGUAAAUCACCGGAUGCGAUGAGAGACAGUCCACCAGUGCUACCCAGAGUUUACAUUGCGAUCCAGCCAACUGCUCUAGAGUGUCUGAAGCAAAAUUUAAAAUCUAAAAGCUGGCACGAAAGCUCAUCGAGUUCGACGAUCGAGAAGGAUGUGAAGAUGAAUGACACCGACGAUACCGUGAUGAAUUCAACGAUUUGCGAUAAUACAGCAACACCGACAAUUGCAUCUCCGAUUUCAUCGUCAGAGUUCGAAGUCACGGGAAGCAGUUCGGUAGAUUGGGAAAGAGAGGAGACUUUACCGAAGCUGAAGAGUCCAGAAAUCAAGGAGAAGAUAGCGGAGGAAGAUACCAAAACGUCGUUCGUCGACGUUCAUCGGCAAGCGACACCGCCGAUAUCUUCGGACAACUUUCUUAUAGGUUCGACGAUGGAUCUCGAGAUAGACGGAAGCGACGUGAGGGACACGAAAGAAGGACCGGCCGCUCAGAUUGGACAUCUCGAGGACGUAACGCAGAUUUUGGAAAUCGCCGCGAGCAAACAGAUCACUUGCGAGAAACAGGAACCGGAUCAGAGAUCAAACGAGGCUCUAUCUUCGUCCAGUCCGCUUAUUGCCGAGGAAGCUGCAAAGACCACGGAAUAUGGAAGCUAUGAGUCGGAAGAAGGGAUCAACAGCGAGGGUAAAGCGGUCGUGAGCGCGGUCACUGCUACACAGGAUGCUGCGUCAACGAUAGCAACCGGACGACCGCAAGUGCCUACCGCCAAUGUGACUAACAUCUUGCAGUUGCAGUCAAAUUAUUACGGCUCGUCCGACAACGUUGUUUUUACGGGCGUCAUACAGAAUUCGAGGAAUGCGCAGAAGAUGAUGACAUCAAAUAUGAAUCAAUCUGUGGCAUUAGAUCCAACAAUGCCUUUGGGAUUCCCUCAAUCUGGAUCUACUGUUAGCAGUUCAAAUCAACAAUGCAUCGUCCUGCCUAACAGCUGCAACAGCAAAGUCAUUCAGGAGACUAGCAAUCAGCGAAAUGAGGGAAACCGUAUCAUGACGGAACAAUUUCCUACAUUGGGCAACUGGGUAGCGCGAAUGUCGAAGAAGCAGGCUAUCAAAUCAAAGUCUAAAUUACAAUCUGGAGUUAGCUUACCAACUGCAUCGACAGCGGAAACUGCUCGUAUUCCCGGACUGGAGACGCAAAAAAUCCGUGCAAGCGCGCCGAGUAACGUGACACGAAACAAUAUAGUCAACGUGGCACCGCAAUGGAACACGGAAAGAUGGCAACGUCAACAGCAUCAGCAACGUCAGCAACAAUUGUACGCAGCGGCGUCGUCGGCCGCGCCCGCGGUGAGGCCGGGUAUCUGCCCUCCCAUCUCGGUUACCCAGUUCUAUCCACCUAAUUACGCGAUUGAUCCUUACGGCAGCGCGGCUUUCGGUUACCAUUCAGCGAUAUGUCCUUACGGCGACUACUCUUAUCAUUCACGCCUGCAUCCCACCGCAUCAUCGAUAAGCGGUCCGUAUCCGAUAAAUCCGUUGCAGGACCCACAGCAUCCCGCCUCUCCGCUUCGCCAGAUGCAGCACCUCGACAAGCGUACUUUUCCCGCGCACAUCCAGGACGCGGCGACUCGCCACUACGCCGCUACGGAUCUCCUCAAGUAUCCCGGCUCACUAUCCGCGGGUGGCUAUCAGCACGCCGCGGCCGCCGCCGCAGCCGCUGCUGCUGGCUUGGACUACGAUCAUCGACUGAGAACGGCAACAGCCGCCACGCAGAACGGCACCCCAUCGGCCUGUCUACCUUCGCUCUUGCUACCACCACCUCCGCCGUUGGGAGCCACGGCGCAGCACGGCACCCUGGCGGCGGCGCGUACCGCUCUGGCCAGUUAUCCUGCCGCGAACAACGGUCAAUGCGGCAGGAACAGGAUGAUCCCGGACGUCGUCGCCGCGGCGGCGGCGGCAGCGGUGGUCGCGGCUGCCUCCUUCGGUCGACAACGCGGUGCGGUCUUGCCACCGUACGGCAGAACCGACGCGGAAAUCGGCGGCAUCGCCGGCGUCAUGGACAACGAAUCCACGCAGCUGAUGGCGACGAACAGGGCGACGGCGAGUCGCGAGCGUCUGCCGCAAGAGCCGGUGCAGCCUAUGGCUGGCGUCAACAUAGAUUCGCGACUGAACAACGGUGGCUACCGUCAGCUGCAGAAUCUAAUUUUGGACCGAUUACCUUACGUAAAGACGGACGAAGUCUCCUAUCCUCAGCCGCCCACGGCCAUCUUCGGCGACAACGCACAGGAAUCGACGUCUUCGGUAGCCACGUCGACUACGUAUAAAUCCACUCCGGUCUUGUCGUCCAACAGUGGGUUGGCUGGCAAGGAAUCCGUGAGGAAAGAAAGUCGUAACUGCGAAACGCCGCAUCUGGGAAAGGUGAACCGCACUCUGGAGACUACGAACAAUCUGGAAUGUUCUAAUUGCGGUCUGAUUGGUUCCAUGUUCAAGUGCCUGGGCUGCGAAGCGGCCUUCUAUUGCGAUGAGAGAUGCCAGACUCGUCACUGGAGCAUUCACGUGGAGAAAUGCCCCAAGAGAAUGCCUAAGCUGAAGAAACUUGUCUGAGAAUAUCUAGUAGAAGCUGUGGAAGAAUCGAGGUUUUGUAAAUAAAUUAAUAUCAAGUUAAAUUUUAAUAUUAAAUUAAUAUUA
Nylanderia fulva is the source of this 7615-nucleotide messenger RNA. RefSeq lists its product as uncharacterized. The record is from RefSeq and is a predicted model, not a curated record. NCBI's taxonomy places the organism in Eukaryota, Metazoa, Arthropoda, Insecta, Hymenoptera, Formicidae.